CUUACAUAAAUACUGAUCGUCAUUCGAAUAAUAGUAUGAACGAAGAAAACUCUAUUGGGGUUUUUAAGUUUUGGAAAUUGAACUUGUUUCCAGAACUACUCACCAAUGGAUUUUGAUGUUUAAUAAAAUUAUCCGUCAAAACUCAUGCCGAUAUAUCCGAGAAGAUAUAAUUGUUCCCUGUGCUCUCAUAAUAUGACUGUGUACUGUAAAUAAACAACUCAAAGGGCCUCUGUACUCAGUCGAGUGUCCAUACCUGGAGCUGGCUAAUGCCCGCCGCCCACAAUGUCUAGAAUGCUCGGAGGGGGGCAAACUUUUUCGGAGUGAACUCUUGGAACAACCUGCCAGAGAGUGUUGUGAUGGCACCGAGUGUGAGCUGUUUUGAGACAAACAAAAGUACGAAAUGGGCAACAUGGCAUCGUUACUAAGCAAUAACCAACUCCCGGUUAUCUAUAUAACUGCUUUUGAUAAAUAUUGGACGUUUUCCAAUAACUCUAGCAAGGAGGCUGUCAACAAGCUAGACAUUCAAAAUCUUGAACAGGAACUUGGUGUUCAGAUAAUUAAAGAAACGUUUGAUGUUUCUUAUAAAAAGCUUAAACAUACUAUACCACAGAGAUGGGAAGAACUAAAACCUAAGCUAGUGGUCCAUGUUGGAAUGUCCCCGCGUGCCAAUGGGCUAAAAUUAGAGUGUGUUGCCCACAAUCUUUCAUAUGAAUAUAAUGAUAAUGACAGAAGCGUGCCUGAAAAUUUUGAGUGCAUUUUUGGUGGUGAGACCAAGAUUCGAACAGGAAUCUGCAUGGAGACAAUAUCCCGUGCUAUCAAUGAGAAUAAAAUGCUAAAGCUGUCAAGUACAAUAUCUGAUGAUGCGGGCAAGUUCAUUUGUGAAUAUGAAUAUUACCUGUCCUUGAGCCAAGAUAAAUCUCGAUCAGUAUUCAUUCAUGUUCCGCCUAUUAGUACGGAACACUCAGUCCAGGAUAUUGCAGAUGCCCUGGGUAUUGCCAUAAAAGAAUUGUACCACCAAGUUGAUGAAGUAGACAGCAGGAGGUAGGCACUCACAUGUUUGAGAAAACAGUCAUUUUGAAUUAAUGAGUAUUUCCAUAAAGCAUUUUAGUCCAUCCAUAGAGUGUACUGCAAUUGGUAAGAAUCUCCCCAAAAAGAUGUUUAUGGCUGAGUACCAAAAACAUGGACUGAAGACCAGGAGCAUUCAGUUUUCCAUUUCAUUGUCUCAGUUUGAAAUGAGAAAGUGUCAAGAACGCAUCCACUGUUGUAAUGGGUAUAUGAUAUUUACAGUAUAUACUUGCAUUAUCUGUAGGCAUAGAUCAUGUAAGUACUGUACAGUAGAACGUCGAUUUAAAGCAAAUUGAUUUAAAGCGACACCCACAAUUAAGGACACCUUAUUAAUUUAAACAGAAUUUUUCAUAUUUUCGCGAGUCAAAUCUGGCGCAGAUUACCCCGGGGGUUAGGUUACAAUUUCCAAUUUCAAGCUAAAAAUUUUCAAAAUGGAUCGUAAGUGCGCCAAACGCACCAUCCCACCUCUCUGUCUUCAGUUGCCGCAUGGGUAUUGGGUAUUGUCAUUUUUGUGUGCUUAAACCUCUGUCAUACUCAUUCAUAAUGCCCAAACACAAGCCAACUCUGUACUGUACAUGUACUCAAAUGUGAUAAAUAAUUUAUAAAAUUUUUAUGUCUAGUGCAAACUAUAGCAUAUUUGUAUUCAAAUUAAUCA
Messenger RNA from Homarus americanus (American lobster), 1720 nucleotides. Its product is annotated as pyroglutamyl-peptidase 1-like. Lineage: Eukaryota; Metazoa; Arthropoda; Malacostraca; Decapoda; Nephropidae. Gene Ontology annotation, cellular component: cytosol. The record is from RefSeq and is a predicted model, not a curated record. Gene Ontology annotation, biological process: proteolysis. The transcript has 5 exons. Gene Ontology annotation, molecular function: pyroglutamyl-peptidase activity. The coding region runs from base 401 to 1045 and encodes 214 amino acids.